Molecule: messenger RNA, 1360 nt
Organism: Hippocampus comes (tiger tail seahorse)
Lineage: Eukaryota; Metazoa; Chordata; Actinopteri; Syngnathiformes; Syngnathidae
Product: protein FAM181A
Exons: 3
Coding region: 435-1169 (244 amino acids)
Source: RefSeq, a predicted model, not a curated record
AUUCUCCUGCACUUCAAACACUUUGUGUGGACAAAAAAAAGGCCCAUUGCUUCCAUUGUUAAUUGCUCCUUUUCAGCUCUACACAGAACUGAAGGCACGAAGAAGAAAAAGAAGACGAGUGUAGGACAAUGGGGUCCCAUUGCUUCACUCACACAAAGCAGAAUGCGCUGGCUGAAAAGAAUUGGAUAGCAGGGCGCUCGCAGGCUGAUUGUGGUCCAUUGUGAGGGGCCUGAGGUCGCUGAUUGGUUCAAGGGAAGCACCAUAACUACAAGCAGUUUAUAUUCAUUCAGCUUGGUCAAGUACCCCCCAAAUGCAGGCUGGAGGUUGCAGGACAGAGCCGCAUCCACAAAGCAGAGAUUUUUCAAGAUGGACUACCACUUUUAACAUGGACUGAUUCCACAACAAAUGCUUAUAAAUACAAAGCGUUAGAUGAAAUGGCAAAUGCAGACAGCGAAGUGAGAACGUUGCUGAAUUUCGUAAACCUGGCGUCCAGCGACAUCAAGGCGGCCUUGGAUAAGUCGGCCCCGUGCAGACGCUCGGUGGACCACAGGAAGUACCUGCAGAAACAGCUCAAGCGCUUCUCUCAGAAAUACUCCCGAGUGCCAAGAUGUCACCCGCUCAGGUCUGCUCAGUGUGCCAAGCCCAUUGCGGAUCUGCAUUUUCCACAGGGGCCGGAAAAGGGUGGCGGCAGCGUUGGCUGCGUGCAAACAAGCGCAGACAAAGUGGGGGGCUCUGUGGAGCAGGUGCCUAUGAGGAAACGCCAGCUCCCGGCCUCUUUUUGGGAGGAACCCAAGAUGAGAAAGACAGAGCACUCCCACUCAGGACUGAGAAAGAAUCACAGCGCGUUGUCGGAGACACGAGAACACCGGAAGGGAGGUCAAGAUGAGGAUGCCAAGGUCAAGGAGGUGCUGAGAUUGGAGCGGAACUCUCACCACGGCUUGAGCGUGUGCGCCUGCUGCCCUUUCCAGUUCCAACAGCAGCACCAGCAGCAGAUUCUCCACGGUCACGUGGUGGUGCCCCAUCCAGCUCUCGGACUGUGGUGCAAGGCCGAGCCCGAGCGACUAGAACAGCCGCGUGGACAGAAGAUUCAUACUCACGUGGUGGUCAAACCCAUACCCACAAAGCCCUCCAUCCCGUCCCCUAUUUUCAGCGUGUUUGGCUUCAUUUAAAACGCAAACAAGACUAAUUAUCUUCAUCUCAGCAAUCAAUGAUGAGACCCUUCCUCAAGCACUUAAUGGAAUACUUGGGUUUAUUUUUGUUCACUCCUAGAGGACUAAAAGGCACUUCUUCAUUCUUUCUUUCUCAGAUCCCAGACAGUAAGUUGACAGGUUUCUAUUUUUAGAACUUUUUAAAGACAUCU